This is a messenger RNA of Anopheles aquasalis, 2403 nucleotides long. Its product is annotated as sodium/potassium/calcium exchanger 3-like. Gene Ontology annotation, biological process: calcium ion transmembrane transport; intracellular calcium ion homeostasis. Gene Ontology annotation, molecular function: calcium, potassium:sodium antiporter activity; calcium channel activity. Gene Ontology annotation, cellular component: plasma membrane. The record is from RefSeq and is a predicted model, not a curated record. NCBI's taxonomy places the organism in Eukaryota, Metazoa, Arthropoda, Insecta, Diptera, Culicidae.
AAGAAAAAAAAAUGGUUGUGCAUUCGUAGUAGCCAUAGUAGUGUGUAGUGUGUCAUCAUCUGUCAUCUUGAACAAAAACCCCGGCAAAGCGCUGUGAUGCGCUACAAUUACGCUGACCGUGAUCUAAUUUAGUUACAAACUCAGUCUGGCUAGUGGAGGGUGGCCAAGUUCCUUCAGUUCCAUGGUUAGGCAAAUAGCGUGUUGUUUACACCCAGGACCGGAACACAUUAGUCGAGGUGUGUUUGCCCAGACCUCUAGAGGCGGUCACCGCGUGGGCAACUGUUUCAAGAACACUAUCUUUUAUCAUCAGCAUAGAGCAACCGAUCGUUGAUGAAGCCAAACAGGUUUGCCAUUCGUGUCGUCAGCGAGUACACGGAAUCUAGCGUUGUAGCAAGUGAAGUGGAGGAAUCCACAGAAGUGGCUACCAGCACGGCAAGGGGCACGGUAACAACGUGAAUUUCUCGCCCUCUCAGGUCCUGUAGAGCAGAUGGGCUAGGGUGCAACAAUUCCAAAACUCCAUCAUGCAGCCCACAAAGGUUCGCUGGUCGCACUGGACAGAAGCGGUGGUCUAGCGAGGGCCUCGAUCGAAUACGUGGAACUGACGGUAGCGCCCUCGGGCGAGAUGGCCACCAGUAACGAAUCUCAGUCUCCCUCAAUAUGCAUCGUCACGACUAGUUUGGAUGAUUUGCCGGACGAUCUGUUCACCGAGGAGCAGCGACUGCAAGGGGCGAUCGUGCUACACUUUAUUGCCGCCAUCUACUUCUUCAUGCUGCUGGCGUACGUCUGCAGCGAGUACUUCCUGCCUUCGGUCGAGUUUCUUUGCGAAGAUCUGAAGCUACCGCAGGAUGUGGCGGCUGCGACGUUCAUGGCGACCGCCACCUCGAUGCCAGAGUUCUUCACCAACACGAUCAGUACGCUGGUGGUGGAGUCGGAAAUUGGGCUCGGUACCAUCAUGGGCUCAAUGUUGUUCAACACGCUCGGUGUCGCCGCCCUCGUAGGACUUUUAACAAAGAUGCAUGUACAGCUGGACUGGUGGCCAAUAACACGCGACUCCAUCAUUCUAACGCUCACGACCACGCUGCUGGUGGUUUGUGUUUGGGAUGGACGGAUUGAAUGGUACGAGGCGACGGUGUUUACCGUCUGUUACGUGCUCUACUUUGUGGUGAUGUUCUACAACGAACGACUGAAAUCGUUCGCCAUGCACUACAUCCACCACAAAUGGAAUCUGUGCCGUCGGCUGCAACCGGAUGAUGUGGAGGAUGCUACACCGGAGCGGAAGUGCUCGAUAGCCGUCCUGGGACAAGGGAUCGUCAAUGGUGUGCUGGUCGGUGUUAGUGGGACGCUGGGGAAGGUAACGACAAUUCCUCCGAAUGUUACUGCCGUGGGACAGUGCUCGAAUUCUGUGCCAGCACAGCAGCAGCAACAGCAGCAGCAGCAGCAGAUCGUGGAUGGAACGGUGAUUCCCGUGCAAGGCGAUACAGAUGGUAACACGCCGAGCGUAAAGUGGUUGGAGUUAAUGCGCUGGCCGGAUCUGCGUGGUGCUUGCUGGCGCACGGUGGUGUGGUUUGUGACGUGGCCCUUUCGGAUCGUAGUGUUCCUAACCAUUCCCGAUCCGCUGCGGUUUCGAAAGCUAUAUCCGCUGACCUUUCUGUGCUGCAUCGUCUGGAUUGGGCUCAGUGCGUACAUUGUGUUUUGGAUGAUAUCGGUCAUUGGUAAUACGUUCGGAGUGCCGGACACGGUAAUGGGUAUGACGUUUUUGGCGUUCGGUGGAUGUAUGCCGGAAGCCGCCUCGGCAGUUACGCUAAUCCGAAGAGGCAACGGUGCGAUGGGUAUCUCGAACUCGCUAGGUGCCAACAGCCUGGCCAUUCUGUUCUCUCUCGGGCUACCUUGGUUCAUACGGACGAUGGUCAAUGGAGGACCGGCAACGGGGGGCUUCAUCAGUAUACAAUCGUACGGGGUACAGUACUCGGUGCUGGCCCUGUUCGCUGCCAUCCUUACGCUGUACAUAGUGCUGUACGUCGCCAAGUACACGAUCCGGAAGCUAGUCGGCGUUGCACUGGCAGUUGGCUAUCUGCUCAUAGUGACGUUCAUGAUCCUCGUAGAGCUCGACGUGUUCUUCCCGGCCAACAAUAGAUGUUGAAUGGGCGAUGGCACCUUGUUGGAAAGCAGGUCCUUCCCUUCCUCCAGUCUGUGAAGUUGUGUGGUAAUGGAUUUCUUUUUUCCAAUUGUGGCUUUCAAUCGAAGUCCCUCGUAGGUGAAGCAAACUGUUGUAAAUAGAGCAUACGUUAUGGUAAAUUAUUAUUAGCUAAUCGAUUAGACGAGAUGUGAACAGUAUUUACAUUUAACCGAUGAUCGAACUGUUGGAAGUAUCGAAAUAAAAGCGGAGGGAGAACGAUAAGUUUA